This is a messenger RNA of Capsicum annuum, 372 nucleotides long. RefSeq lists its product as uncharacterized. The transcript has a single exon. The coding region runs from base 1 to 372 and encodes 123 amino acids. Lineage: Eukaryota; Viridiplantae; Streptophyta; Magnoliopsida; Solanales; Solanaceae. Gene Ontology annotation, biological process: DNA repair; telomere maintenance. Gene Ontology annotation, molecular function: DNA helicase activity. The record is from RefSeq and is a predicted model, not a curated record.
AUGGAUGAAGAUAGAGGUGGAUUGUUCUUCUUAUAUGGUUAUGGAGGAACUAGCAAGACAUUUAUUUGGAGGACUUUAUCUUCUGGCAUACAAUCUAGAGGAGAUAUUGUGUUAACUAUUGCAUCAAGUGGGAUUGCAUCUCUUUUGUUAUCAGGAGGUCAAACUUCUCAUUCAAGAUUUGCAAUUUAUCUCAAUCCAACCGAAGAUGCCACUUGCAAUAUAAAGCAAGGGAGUCCCCUAGCAAAAUUGAUCAUCAAGACAAAGUUGAUUAUCUGGGAUGAGGCACCAAUGAUGCAUAGCUACUAUUUUGAAGCUGUUGAUCAAACUUUUAGAGAUAUUCUUAGAUUUGAAGCCACUUCCAAUUUGGAUUGA